AUGCCAGACUUCCUAACAGCCGUAUCCACCAAAAAGGUCAAAAAUUCCGAACCUCUCAUUCAAGAAGUCAAGAGCCUGAACAUACAAGAAGAUGCAGUUUCUGUCAACUCUACAGACUCUGCACUUGAAGCGCUCAAGAAUCAACCUAGCCGCAAGACAGUCAAUGCCGUUCUGGAUUACUUUACUACGAAGGGAUUUAGCCUCUUGCUACCGGAACCACUGAAUGCAAGCAUCGCGCACCAACUGAUUAACGAUACCAUCCCGAAUUACUGGAGAACUAUCAAAGGCUCAGCCGAAGUUUCAAACCUCGCAAAAAUACUCCGAAACCCUACAGGACUCGGACACAUCAACACCAGGCUUCGUACGCUCAUUGCAGACAGUCGUCAGAAGAAGGCUCCCGGCGAAGCGCGGAAUACAGCCGAGCACAUCGCAGAUACCCUCGAUGUCUUAUCCUAUAUAUUAAUGGAUAAACAAACAUCCCACCUCGUGUUACAAGACGUCAUAGCAUUCAGCAAGAACCCAGUGCAAAGUAAACUCAUCUGGAGAGAGUACCUCGCGCAAGUCGCGUCUGGUCGUCUGCUAUCAAUCGCAGCAGAGGCUGAAGACAUACUUAAAAAGAAUGAUAAGACGUAUGGAGAAACUAACUGGGUAGCCGAUGGUAAGGAAUAUGCGGCAUGGCUAGGACGCAACAUCGCCAUCUUGCUCGAGCACAGUUCGAAUAGCGAGGAGUAUCUCGCCGCCGCUGUAGAGCUAUGUUCGAAGGCACUAAGCUUGGGCUAUACUGAUCGCAUUAUAACCUCUCUCUUCGAUACAUUGAUUGAUCUUGGCUCGAUAGAGCGCUUCACCAACCUUCUGUCUCAAAUGAAGACGUUUGAGCAGCGGAAAUACCUCAACGCAAUAGCCGUUUUUGUGGUUAAAGAGUACUUCUUUACAGACAAUUUUAGCAAAGAUGACAGGCCUAUUGCAGCCUCUAGCACUGUGUCCUCUGCUGCUGCGCUAUUUCACACACUUAUCGAGGACGACGACGUUCUGAAAGAGCAUCUCGUUUCAUCCCUUACUCGAUCGACAAUACCUGCGCUUGACGAGUCUCUGUUGGCCCGGCGCAGUGUCUUGGCUGCUCUAGCAAAAGAUGAGGAGAAAUUACAUAAUCUUCUUGAGAACCUUAUAAAGACUUUUGGCGACUCGGUAUACAUCAGACAUACGCCUAUACUUCAGCAAGAAGCUCUUGCCCAGACUCUUGCACUAUGCAGUGGUUACGUAAAGCGUUCGCAGCCCAUGUUUCUCAACAUGAUGGCAAAGUCAACAUAUCAUGUCAACGGCAUGUCGAAUCGCAUAGGUGCGGCAUCUACACGGGCUCGCUUCUUGGGUAUCGCAGUCGGCGUUGCGAUCUCGAAAAUGGUGGACAAGCCAGAUCUUCAGCUCAAGUUCGAGUUAGAGGAUGUGGAAGCAGAAGAAGCGAGCUGGUAUCAACGUCUCACUGAGGUCGACGACAAAAUUGGAGAAGUCAAGGAUCUCAAGACAAAACGUCAGAACAUUUCGUCCACAAAGAAAGUCCAGACGAAGCCCAAGCCAACACCCAAAGUAUCUAAAGCGCCGGCGAUCACCGAGAUACAAGGCCCGUGGGUCGUUGAGGUCAUGUCAGACUCUGAUGAUGAAGAUGCAGACCUGAUGGUGUACGAGAAGCCAGACUCCGAUCCGGAAGAUGACACAGACGACCCGACGGCUAUCAACCGCAACAAGCCCACUGCGCCCGUCUAUAUACGAGAUCUUAUCGCAGGGCUACGAGAUCAAGAGAACUACGAUCGCCACGAACUCGCUUUAGCCACAGCGGCGUCCCUAAUUCGACGUAAAGCGAACUUUGGAACUGAAGUAACCGAUCAUCUCGAAGAAUUGGCCACUUUACUUACGGGCUUACAAGACAACUCAGAGCUAGAGGGCUUCGCGCAACAACGGCAGCAAGCUUUGAUCGCCGUACUUCUCGCGAAGCCAGCGCAAAUGGCGCAAUGGUUCGCUCGGUCUUUCUUUUCAGGCGACUAUAGUCUACAACAACGCAUCGCUAUGCUCACAACUCUCGGUCUUGGAGCGCGUGAAUUGGCAGGAAUGAAGGACACAUCAACCGACCCCCUGGUACCUGCAAAGCCAGACUUCCCCAGCAAACAGCUCCCACCACACCUCCACAAAAUAUACGCCGAGGAAAGCAAUGCACCUACAGUAGCUAGGAUCUCAAGCAGCAUGGCGCGUGAGAUGCUAUCACCCAUCGCUAGCCAAGCAGCCGAUCAGCUCAGCGGCCCCAAUAUCCUGAAAGUCCGAACGUUUUCCUCGCGUAUGGAAGUCGAGAAGAAGCGCCAUAAGCCAAUACCCAACGCACUUGCGCAGAUCGUGGCAGAUAACUUCUUCUUUCCAAUCACGGGUCGCUGGUGGCUCCAGAUCCGCGCGAAUAGCGACUCGAUCUAUGCGUCUACUCACCUCCUCCCUCCCUUUCUACAGACUUUGUCAUUGUUACUGAACGCAUCUGGCCCGAACACACUCGCAUUACCGCAGAUGACGCACGAAUACUGGGACCUACUGUUGUCGGUGCGCGGCCUUGCGAGUAAGGAUAAGAAUGUACUGAACGCCGUCUUGUUCGGCUUCUUGAUGUUGCUUGAAACAAACGAGAACAAGGAGCGCGUAGCUACGGAGCAAGGCAAGGAGCUUAUAGAGACGCAGACUUGGGUGAGGAUGGUAUUCGAAGGCUUAGACCCCAGAGCUCAUGUGGCUCCUCGCCAAAAGACGUCGAACGAUUUCUUGGACACGUCACAAACGUGGAUGAAGAGGUGCAAAUGCGCAAAGUCUUGGGAAGCGCCUGGCGAGAGAUGGUAUCCUCGUCGUCUACUAGACUUGCAAGAGCUGCGUGUUAGUUUUAAGGACCCAAGAAAUGCAAGAAUUCGUUUGGUGGAGUCAGCAGAAUCUCUAGGCCUGCAAGCAACGAGCGGUAGGGAUCAUCGCAUCAGGUCAAGGCGCGAUGACGAUCGAUAUGUCACAUUAAGCCACUGCUGGGGCAAGCCGAUACCCGGCGUGAUUCCUCUAAGGCUGACAUCUGAAACUGAGAGACGCUUCAAGACGGAGGGCAUCAGACUCCAGGAGCUGCCCAAAACAUUCCGAGACGCAGUUGUGUUCGCUUCACGCCUAGACAAGGUCGGAUUCAUAUGGAUUGAUUCACUUUGUAUUCGACAACCCCUCUCGAGGGCACAGGAUCAGCUACAAGACUGGUUCGAGCAAAGCAGAUACAUGGGAACUGUGUACCAAAAGGGCUUCCUGAACAUCUCCGCAACUGCUUCGUCCGACGGAAAUGGGGGAUUGUUCUUUGAUGAGCGACCCGAGCACCUCUGGGAGAACAACGUCAACGUGUAUUACCCUGAAGAUAACCCCCUCGUACCGAAGAGAGCUGCCACCGCAGAACUGGAUGCCUAUACGAGAUGCACAGUGAUUGAAAACUCCGCUUGGGAGAGUCUGGUGGAGUUGGCCCCCGUUAACCGACGAGCCUGGGUCUUCCAGGAGCGCUUGCUAUCGCCACGGGUUCUACAUUUCGGUUACAAUCAACUUGCAUGGGAAUGUUGUGAGUUUCAAAGCAGCGAGAACCAUUCUAAUGAGCAGCUGGCUAUCGUCCAAACAAGGCGUUUAAAACAUUUGACACCCGCUGUUGGCUGUGCGUCGCGGGAGAUGCGGCUGAAGGGUAUCCUGGACCCAGACCUACACUUACGGAACUUGUACACAUACGAACUAUGGAAAACGGUUGUGGAGACGUACUCCCAGACGCAGCUUACCAAGUUCGAAGACAAGCUCAUCGCCUUAGCUGGUGUCGCUAAGCUAUUUCAGGAAUCCUUGUUCAAAACGGAGCCCGGGCAGAAAUACGUCGCCGGACUUUGGAGCAAUCACCUUGAGAGCCAGUUGCUUUGGUGCGUGAAAGAAGCGUGCAGAGGCGACGGUGCAUUCGAUAACCCCGCCCGACGACACCCAGAAGGCGGUCCCUCGUUCUCCUGGGCCUCAAUUGACAGUCCACACGGCGUCACAUAUAACGAUGUCACGGAUUACAGAUCGCCGUCAGACUCUACCAAAGAGUUGCUCUUCAAAGCAGUAGAUUAUAGCAUCAGCCUAGCCGACCCAAAGAACCCCUUUGGGAUGGUCACAGCCGGUCGACUACUCCUUGCACCUCGCCAUCUCCGCCGCAUAGAACUGUACAAAUUGCCAGUUUCGCGUAGAGUGCCGUUUGCUUGGCGUCUAAAGAUCGAGCCUCAACCAAAGCGACCAAAAGAGUAUACCAACAUUUACCUCGACGCUCCAGACUCUGACGUGGACAUCUUUCGACCCGACGCACAGAUGUACUGUAUGCCAGCAGCUCAUGGGGAGCGGACAGUGAGGAAGCAGGACGGAUAUCUCUACUGCUUGUUGCUGAAAUACGAAGCCUCGAUUUCGUAUACGUCAAAUAAGAAUGGGGGUAAGGAAGGUCGUUACCGAGCAUUCCGACGCGUUGGUAUUGCGAAGAUGAGUAACAUGGAUGAACGGGGUCAGAAUGCUUUGAAGGAAGAAGGCACGAGGGAGAUCAUCUACUUAUGCUGA
Molecule: messenger RNA, 4596 nt
Organism: Alternaria atra
Lineage: Eukaryota; Fungi; Ascomycota; Dothideomycetes; Pleosporales; Pleosporaceae
Exons: 5
Coding region: 1-4596 (1531 amino acids)
Biological process (GO): telomere maintenance via telomerase; protein stabilization
Cellular component (GO): cytosol
Molecular function (GO): Hsp90 protein binding; telomeric repeat DNA binding
Source: RefSeq, a predicted model, not a curated record